Molecule: messenger RNA, 3045 nt
Organism: Monodelphis domestica (gray short-tailed opossum)
Lineage: Eukaryota; Metazoa; Chordata; Mammalia; Didelphimorphia; Didelphidae
Gene: ARHGAP1
Product: Rho GTPase activating protein 1
Biological process (GO): small GTPase-mediated signal transduction; negative regulation of endocytic recycling
Cellular component (GO): cytoplasm
Molecular function (GO): GTPase activator activity
Source: RefSeq, a predicted model, not a curated record
GGGCAGCAUGCCGGAAAUGGGCACGCAGUGGGGCGGAAGUGGUGGGGCGGUGGCGCGGGCGUGGGUGUGGGUCUGUGAGAGUGCCUGCGAAGCGGGGCGGCGGACCUCCUUCCUUCCCUCCCUCCUCCCUCCCUACUUUCCUCCCUCCCAUUCUCCUUCCUUUACUUCCUCUCUCAGUGCGUCCGCUUCGAAGCCGGAUGUUGGCAGAGCUUUGACAGGCGGCGGCGGCGGAGGCGGCAGCAGCGGCUCUGCAAGAGAAGACCAACUGGUAUCAUGGCCAUGGAUCCUCUCUCUGACCUGCAGGAUGACUUAACCUUUGAUAACACUGAUGAGGCCCUGAACCAACUGAAGCUGGCUUCCAUUGAUGAUAAAAACUGGCCCUCUGAUGAGAUGCCAGACUUUCCUAAAUCAGAUGAUUCCAAGAGCAGCUCUCCAGAUCCUAGCACGCAUCUGAAGUGGGAUGAUCCUUACUAUGACAUCGCCCGACACCAGAUCGUGGAGGUGGCAGGAGAUGACAAAUUUGGGCGGAAGAUCAUAGUAUUCAGUGCCUGCCGGAUGCCUCCAAGCCACCAGCUGGACCACAUCAAACUCCUGGAGUACCUAAAGUAUACCUUGGAUCAGUAUGUGGAGAGCGACUACACCCUGCUGUAUCUGCACCAUGGCCUGACCAGUGAGAACAAGCCCUCCCUCAGCUGGCUCCGAGAUGCCUACCGGGAGUUUGACCGCAAGUACAAGAAGAACAUAAAAGCCCUGUACGUGGUACACCCCACCAUGUUCAUCAAAACGCUGCUUAUCCUCUUUAAGCCCCUCAUUAGCUUCAAAUUUGGGAGGAAGAUUUUCUAUGUGAAUUACCUGAGUGAGCUGUGCGAGCACGUGAAGCUGGAGCAUCUGGGCAUCCCUCGACAAGUGCUCAAACAUGACGACUUCCUCAGAUCUACCCAGAAAACCCCCGCCACGGCUCCGAAGCCUACGCCCCCUCGGCCCCCGCUUCCUAACCAGCAGUUUGGGGUCUCCUUGCAGCACCUCCAGGAGAAGGUCAGUGAGCCUGAAAACCUGCCUCUUGUCCUCAGAGAGACUAUUGCCUACCUGCAAGCCCAUGCUCUUACCACCGAGGGGAUUUUCCGCAGAUCGGCCAACACUCAGGUGGUUCGGGAGGUGCAGCAGAAGUACAACAUGGGGCUGCCGGUGAACUUUGAGCAAUAUAAUGAUGUGCACCUCCCCGCAGUCAUCCUCAAGACCUUCCUCCGGGAGCUGCCCGAGCCGCUCCUCACCUUUGACCUCUACCCACACGUCAUAGGCUUCCUCAAUAUUGAGGAGAGCCAGCGAGUGGCAGUGACUCUGCAGGUCCUCCAGACCUUACCUGAAGAAAACUACGAGGUGCUGCGCUUUCUGACCGCCUUCCUGACCCAGAUCUCCUCCCAGAGUGACCAAAACAAGAUGAACAACACUAACCUGGCUGUGGUCUUUGGGCCCAACUUGCUGUGGGCCAAGGAUGCCGCCAUCACUCUCAAAGCCAUCAAUCCCAUCAACACCUUCACCAAGUUCCUGCUGGAUCACCAAGCAGAGCUGUUCCCCAACCCAGAGGGGCCCUGAGCACCCUCCUUUCCAUUCUGCCCCCUUCUCCCCCCUUCUCCGGCAGCCACUGUCCACUCCUUUGGCCUUGUCCCAAUGGAUGCCCCAUGUGGGAACAAGCCCCAGGGUCCUGAGAUGGGACAGUGCUCAGGAAGGACAGCCUUCUCCAUGCUGGGUCCAGAGGGUCCCUUCUGUGUCUCCAUAGCCUAGGCCCGGCCCCCUUCCUGCCUGGGCUCCAGGAGCCUCCACCUCUUAAGCAUUCCUUCUCUCAACAGCCUUAUCUCCUGCCCUGCCUUUCUAGUGCCCAGGGUGCUGAUGCCCUGAUGCCCAGAUCUGGCUUUCAGGAUGGGACAAGGGGCCUUCCUGAUAUCCCCUUUUCCCCACUGCUCUCCCUGUUACCCUGGUGUCUGCCUACUGGGUGGGGGCACUGGGGCCGGUUGUCUCCUUCCUGCUAGUGGCCAGGAGUGUUCCUGGUGGCCGCACUUCCUCACUGGGUGCCUCGGCCAUGGCCAUCGUUAGUUUAGAGGCUCCGUGACGCCGGCUGUCCACUCCUUCCCUCGUCCGAGACGCCCGUGGCCCCCUGGCGGGUGGAAAACCCUUUCCUGACUCCAGUCUGUCCAGAGGUUUGGUCAGUGACCAGUUAGUCCACAUUCCUUAGGUGCCUCCAUCCCCUUCCCCCCCCCCCCCCAGCCUUAUCGGCACGUCCUCGUGUCAAAGCCAGGGCCCUGGUGAGCACCCUGGCCCUUAGAGCUCUUCUCGUUUUUUUUUGCCAAGCUGGCCCCUUCGGGGGCAGGGCCCCGCGGGACCAGAGCGCCGGCUUGGUCGGUCCAUGACUAGGAGCCUCUGGAGGGUUGGUUCAGACGGGGAGGCGGCUGUGAUGGGCCUCGGUCGGACUUCAGCCUUCCCUCAAGGCCAGGUGGGCCGCUCUCGGGAUGCCCCUUAGUAUGACGUCAUGGCGAUUCCAUGCGGCCUUCCAAUCCUGGCAGCCAGGCGCCUGCUGCCCUCGAGAACUCUCCAGCGCUGUCGAAGAUGCCCCUAGUGACCUGUGCCCUCCAGUACCCCCUCCCACAUCCCUGGGCAGGACCGUCUGCCUGGAGCUCGGCCUCCCUCGGGCCUUUGCCCACUUCUCGCUGGCUCUCUGCCUGCUGGCUUGGGGCCAGGCCGAGGACGGACCAAGUAGAACCUUCCCGAGUGCUUGGGAGCUGUUGUCCAUCCCCAUCUGCCACUGCUUUCUGUGCUGGAUUCACUGUAUAUUGCCUGCAGCCCCUGCCCCGUGCCCUCCAUUUCCUCCCACUGGGUCUCCCUGGAGCAGCCAAGGCUGGGGCCCUGGUUCCUGGGAGACUCUCCAGCCUGCCCCUGGGAGGGCUGGAUUGUGAAACGAGUGCACACUCACAUUUAUUGACUUACUUGGCACCAAUCAUGUAUUUCACCAUUUGCACUUUUUGUAUUUCAAUAAAGAUGGAGAUUGAAAAA